Molecule: messenger RNA, 880 nt
Organism: Punica granatum (pomegranate)
Lineage: Eukaryota; Viridiplantae; Streptophyta; Magnoliopsida; Myrtales; Lythraceae
Source: RefSeq, a predicted model, not a curated record
CUGAGUAUAUCACAAGCUAAAGUGUAGUUUCAGAGAAAUAAGAAUAAUCUCAACAAAAUGGAUGAGGCAGCGAGGGGAAGAAGCUGCAGCCUGAAGCUGCCACCCGGGUUUAGGUUCUCCCCCACAGAUGAGGAGCUCAUCCUUCACUUCCUCUACCCCAAGUCUUCUUCAUCUGCUUCAUCUUCCUCCUCCUCUACUUCUUCUCUGUUCUCCUACAGUAUCAUCCCCGACCUUCUUGCCUUUCAACCUGAUCCUUGGGAGCUCAAUGGGAAGGCAAUUGCCAGUGGAAAUCAGUAUUUUUAUUUCAGCCGACAGAGGCAGAACAGAAGCACAAGCAGUGGGUAUUGGAAGGAUUUGGAGAUGGAGGAACCUAUCUUCAGCAGGGCUGCUAAUGGUAUUAAGAUAGGGACCAAGAAGCUCCUCGUCUUCCACAUCGGUGGCGGUCGUCGCUGUGGAGCCGCAAUAGAAGGCGAGGAAACAAACUGGGUAAUGGAGGAGUACCGUCUUAUUCCCCGCGAUGGAUCGACCGUCAAUGGUUAUUCCCACAAGAGGUUUGGGAAUCAAAGACAGGAACAUGGGUCACUAGUCCUGUGCCGGGUCCAUGAGAGGAAAAACUAUGGUUCUAAUCAGCGCUGCUACCGGGGCAACUGUGAUGAUUGUGGAAGUGAGAUUUCGUCUCUUGAUGAAAUGUUCAUGGCAUUAGAUGAUGAUCUUGAUGAUGUAACUUCACCAUGCUAAGCCAUCGGCUAACAUGUACACCAUUAUCUUUUCUUUUAUACAUGUGUUAUAGAAUACAAUAUAUAUGUAUAUAUAUAUAUAUAUAAUAUUGUGUACAUAUUAGUUCUUGUAAUAGUAAAGGAAAAGAAGUUCAUAUGCUAUG